Molecule: messenger RNA, 3318 nt
Organism: Drosophila novamexicana
Lineage: Eukaryota; Metazoa; Arthropoda; Insecta; Diptera; Drosophilidae
Product: dual specificity protein kinase splA
Exons: 4
Coding region: 185-2257 (690 amino acids)
Source: RefSeq, a predicted model, not a curated record
AAUCAAUAAUAGACACAUGUAAGAGGAUAUCCUCGCCAUUGACCACACAGCGAAGGCAACGCAAUAUGGCCUCCACAACAACAACAACAACAACAGCAACAAACGGGACGGGGCAGCCAACUUUGCCAUUGUUAUUAUUGUUGCUGCACGAAAGUGGCCACUAGAUUGUAUCCCUUCCUCAAGCAUGUCAGACAGAUACGCCGCCAGCUACUACGAGCAGGCCCAGGCCCAGGCUCAGGCUCAGGCAGCCAUGUCGCACUAUGCACCGCCCGGCUAUCGCAGUGGCUAUGGCGGCGCCUAUAAUCCCUAUGGCUAUGGCUAUGGCAGUCCCGGCGCUGGCUCCUAUAUGCCCAGCUAUUAUCGGUAUGCGCCGUAUGCCUCGCCGCAUUAUAGUCAGCCGCCGUCGCAUCAUCAGCAUGCGGGCAUGUUCACGGCCGCUGGCCAGCAGCUGAUACCCUCCAGUGUGCUACACUAUCCGCCACGCCCACAUCCGCACAUGCAACACGCCUAUCAGCCACAGCAGCCGAGCAGCAGCGGUGGCUAUGAGCAGCCCGCGCCUGCGCUCUACAGUGCUUCCGGCUAUGGACAGGCACGUGGCUUUGCUGCCUAUCAGCCAGCCACGCCCACACACUAUACACCGCCCGGACGCUCCACAACGCCGGCGCCCAAUCGCACAGUGCUGCCACCCAAUUAUCUGGAACCCUUGCGCAGCUAUACGGAGCAGCAUCAGCAGCAACUGGCGGCGGCAGCGCAGCCAAAGCUGGAGGAGACGCUGCCAGAGCAACAGAUCAAGCUGGAGCACGAAGCGGAGGCCACAUCGCCUUCGCAGCGGCUGACCACAUCGCCGCCAAUGAUCAGUGCCACCGGCACGGACAGCGGCAUCAGCAAUUGCAGCACACGCGCCCGCAGCGACAGCAGCCAGAGCACGCCCGUCUACAGUGGCGAGUAUCCCGUUAAUAUGUCUGUGGAGUCAGCGUCCUGUGUCUCGUAUCACUGUUCCGCCGAUGGCAGGGACUACGAGGAGGAGCAACAACAACAGCAGCAGCAGCAGCAGCAACAGCAGCAGCAGCAGCAACAGCAGGAGGAGCACAAGGCAACGGCUGUUGCCACGCCCCCCAUAAUGCCCGAAAAUGAAAAAAAAAAAACAAAGAAAGAAGCAAUCUUUAUUGAUUUUCUUUUAACACACGUUGCCUGCCUGGGCGCCUUUUUGCUUGCUAAUUUUCCAGAUGACAUAAGCGCGACGGCAGCGACGUCGACGUCGAUGUCGAUGUCAGCGUCGCCGCGAACAGCAACGCCUAUUGUGAAUGACAUUGAUAAGGCGGCGAGCGCCGAGCAGCCGGAAGUUGUGAGGCGUGCGGAAAUCAAUUUGACGAAGCCCAACAAGCAGGCGACAACAACGCCACAGGAUAUUGCCGAGCAGCAGCCAGCAACUAAUCAAAUCAACGAGGAUGCAGCUGGGCAACACCAACACCAACAGCAGCAGCAGCAGGCGGUAACAGCAACAGCAGCAGCAGCAACAACUCACAGCUGGAGUCCAACGUUGCGUCGCCCGCGCACACCGCCCGCGCCGCAGAACUCGCCUGUGGGCUACGGACUGUCAGCAAGCACUGUGCCACCUGCGCUGGCGCCACUGCUGCAGCAGCAGCAGCAGCAGCAGCAACAGCAGCAGCAGCCAGUCAGCAGCAAACGAAAUGCGACGCACAAAAAUCGCAGCAGCAGCAACCACAACAACAACAACCAGAACAACAACAACAACAAUCGCAUCAUCGAAUGCGAUCUCAUUCCGAGCAAGAAAUCAAAACGCAAAGCGAGCAAAAGGGAAACGGAAACUGAGAAUGUGGAAGCAACGGAAUCCACGGUGCGGGAGCAAAUAAGGGACAUCAAGCCUUUGCCUGGCUUCCAGCAGGCGUUUGGCUCCACCGAAAUAGGCCGCUUCUCCGAGCGGUUUCUGCAAACGCCCGAGAGUCUCGUCGAGCGGCUGGCCGAGGAGUAUGCCACAAACGGCAGCGGCAGCGGCAGCGGCGGCCAUGGUGCCUAUUACUAUGAUGCCACAAAUGCGGCGGGUGGCAUGCAACACUACUGGCCGUACGAGGAGCAACAAGGCUACGGCUACCCGAGCCAGCUGCAGAUGUCGCGUGGUCGUAUGCGUGGCCAGCUGUAUCCGUAUCCGGACUACGCGGCGUAUGAGCGUUACGGCUAUGCGGCCUACAGUGCGAGCAGAACGCGCUACGGCGAAAUACGCUGCAAUGGCUACUAGUCAAAGCCACACACACACACACACACACACAUGCAUAGUUAUAUAGUCGUUAGAUAUAUGUAUAUGUAGCUGUGUCCUAGUCGUUUGUCAUUUAAAAUUCUCUCUGUGUGUGCCUUUUUCGGUCAAAAUACGGCAAUGCCCGCCACAGAUGUAGAGUAUUUAUUGCGGGCAUUGCUGGCGUUGAUUGCGUGCAAAAUUCAUUUUAAAAAACCAAAACAGGCCAAAUUGUAAAAUAUAACUAAACUUAAGUAGUUGAAUGUUUUAAAACGAACAAUUGUGCGCGCCUGUUGACAACUUUGUCCCACUGUACAUACACCGUAGAGCAAUGCAUUUCGUUGAUACUCUUCCUACCCUUUACUUCUACUCGUGUGUUAGGGUAUUCAUAAAUUCGUUUUGCAAACCUUAAGUUGUCGGUUUUUUUCUAGCCUAGGCCCAAGUUAUAAUUAGUAAAAGAUGUGCCAUUGAAAAGGAUGACUUUAAUGCGAGUACACUUUUUAUAGGGUAUUUACGUUUUAGUUAAUUAUAUACAAGAGAUUAGAACAUUACUAAGGUAAGUUUAGAUCGAUCGGCAUACCAAAGCGAAGCACUUAAAGCUUACACUCUAUAAAAUAACCACCGUGCACUUUUUUUUGUACUUGUCCAAAUUCUAAUUUCUAACAAUUAAUGCAAUUAUUGAUUUUCGAGUUCAUUUCGAUUUAAGUGCCUUAAUUUAGUUUCACGAAAAAAAAAAUGCAAACUACUAUAUUAAUGAGAUUUGUAAAAAUUCCAUCAGUUUUAUGUGUAACAACCAGUUCAGGUUUCAAAAGGGCCCAAAAAAUAAACAAAAACCAAACGAAACGAAAUUUUAAGAAAAAAAGCACAACCAAAACUCCAAGAAACACACAUCGAUGAACAUUCAAAAAUGUUUUUUAGUCAAAGCAUAGAAAAGCCAUUGCAAACGAAAAAAAAAAAUACAAUUAGUUGUUAAUUAAACAAAUUAAAUUAAUCACAAGCAAAGAAACAAAACAAAAAAAACUACUUCGUAGUGUUGACAUUUUAUGAUCAAAUAUUUUCAAAGUUAA